This is a messenger RNA of Alternaria atra, 1614 nucleotides long. RefSeq lists its product as uncharacterized. Gene Ontology annotation, biological process: regulation of DNA-templated transcription. The transcript is spliced from 2 exons. The coding region runs from base 1 to 1614 and encodes 537 amino acids. The record is from RefSeq and is a predicted model, not a curated record. Lineage: Eukaryota; Fungi; Ascomycota; Dothideomycetes; Pleosporales; Pleosporaceae.
AUGACGCAUGCUGGCGCGCGGCCAAUGCAGAUCCUAGCUGCAAUCCAAAAGGAGGACCAUGACACGCUAGUCUCUGCUACCGAUAUCCGGAGCGAGAGAAAAGCAGUUCGAGAGAAACAAUUGAGUGGAAGGAGUCUAAUCGAGGCGUUGCUGGACAACCUAUCUACGUCAGACUGGGUCUUCGCGGUCAAGAAGGAUGACAACAACCACGUCCAAAACCUCUUCUUCGCCCAUCAGAAGCAGAUUGAGAUGCUGCGGGCCAAUCCCGAUGUGCUGCUGAUGGAUUGUACCUACCGGACCAACAAGUACAAACUUCCACUACUGCACAUACUCGGCUGCACCAACUUGCAGACUUUCUAUUCUGCAGGCUUCUGCUUCCUUACCAAUGAGACCCAAGCUGAUUACCAUUGGGCGAUCGCGAACUUUCUCCUCAAAACAGGUGUACAAAAGCCCCGUGUGUUUAUUAGUUAUCAAGAGGAAGCAUUAAAGAUGACAGCUCGAUCGUUGCUCCCAGGAGUUCCUCAACUCUUGUGCGUGUGGCACAUCAACAAGAACGUUCAGACGAAGGCGCAACAGACUUGGCGAGAUGCCGAUGGCGUGACGAGAGAGGAGAAGAAGAGGAUCGCAGAAUAUAGGGCUGGGUUCAUGAAGCGCUGGACGCAGCUUGUCUACGCAAAGAGACCAUUAGAGUUCCAACUUAAGUGGGAUGAAUUACUCAAGGACUACAGCCACCAACAAGAACUUUGCAGGUACCUGCGAGACAACCAAUAUCUCACACGCACAGAGUGGGCAGCCGCUUGGAUUUCGCACCACCGACACUAUAACACUAUUACAAGCUCGCCUGUCGAAGGGAUGCACAAGGUCUUGAAGGACUAUCUUAUGACCUCAAGAGGCGAUUUGCUGCGUGUCGUUGGGAGAAUUGAGCAAAUGGUCAGGAGCCAAUACAACAAAUACAGCAAGGACAUUGCUUCUUCUAAACACAGUGUUAAGUUUGAGCAUAGACUAGAAGCAAUGCCAUUCCUGCCUCCUGGCAUCCACAACGUCUUGACGCCGCCAGCGAUCGAGCGCAUCAGGCAACAGGACCUUCUCCGCCAGAAGGAGCAGAGACAACAUCAGGGCGGACACCCUUGUUCAGGCCUGUUCGAAAAAACGAACGGUCUUCCAUGUCGCCAUACGUUGCAAGAAGUGGCAGUGGCUGGAUCGACCCUACGACUGAGUCAUCUGUACGACGAUCAUUGGCGCUAUCAACGCGACCAGGGACCGUCAUUUUAUUUGUCUUCAAGGCCACACUCUUCUGUCCUGGAACCACUCAUCGCUCAAACAAGAGGCGGGCCAAGAAGGAACGACGCAUCGACUCGUCGGAAUCCAUCAGCCUUCGAACAGCGUGUGCCGCCUUCCGUUCCUCGGUUCCAACCUCACUAUCAACCGCAAGGUCAGACACUUGCUGAAGCUUUGCAAGAAGCCAACACCUCUGUCACUAUAUCAGUCCCUACACCUGAACCAGGGAUAAAUCUAGUCACUACCUGCAUAUCGGUAUCGAUUCCUGCCCCUGCCCCUCUACCUCCCCCACUUCACUUCGCUUGUCUCCACCUGUCGCUGUUGCUGGGUCUGUAA